AGAGGUGGAGCAAGUCUGGAAAGAGGAGAGCUUCAGAGUUUGUCAGAGCAGCAGCUGUCGAGACGAGUCUGUCUCUGAAAGGAAAUUCUGACUGACUUCAUCAGGUCUUUCUCAACAACACAGCAGAGUCUCUGCCAAACACUGAUAUGGCUGCUGCGAACCAUCUGCUGUCUGAAGACCAGUUCCUGUGCUCCAUCUGUCUGGAUGUGUUCACUGAUCCUGUCAGCACAUCAUGUGGACACAACUUCUGUAAAAACUGCAUCACUGAACACUGGGAUACUAAUGACAGGUGGCAGUGUCCGAUGUGUAAUGAGGUUUUCAACACAAGACCGAAGUUGCGGGUCAACACUUUCAUCUCUGAGAUGGCUGCUCAGUUCAGACAGUCAGCUCAGCAGGAAGCCUGCAGCAGCAGCAGCAGCAGCAGCAGCUCAGAUCAACAAGAGUCCAAACCAGGAGAAGUUCCCUGUGACGUCUGCACUGGAACCAAACUGAAGGCCCUGAAGUCCUGCCUGGUGUGUCUGGUCUCCUACUGUGAGACUCACCUGGAGUCUCAUCUGACAGCUUCAGGCCUGAAAAGACAUCAGCUGAUCGACCCUGUAGAGAACCUGGAAGGCAGGAUGUGUACGAAGCACGAUAAACCUCUGGAGCUGUUCUGUAAGACCGACCAGACAUGUGUCUGCACGUUCUGCACUGUUUCAGACCACAAGAUGCACGAUGUUGUUCCUCUGAAGGAAGAAUAUGAAGGAAAGAAGGCCGAGCUGGGGAAGACAGAGGCUGAAAUUCAGCAGAUGAUCCAGAAGAGACGACUAAAGAUUCAGGAGAUCAAACAGUCGGUUGGCCUCAGUGAGGAAGAUGCAGACAGAGAGAAAGCAGAAGGUGUUCAGGUCUUCACUUCUCUGAAGGAGUCUGUUGAGAGAGGCCUGAAGGAGCUCAUCGACACCAUCGAAGAGAAGCAGAGAACAACAGAGCAACAGGCUGAAGGCUUCAUCAAAGAGCUGGAACAGGAAAUCUCUGAGCUGAUCAAGAGAAGGACUGAGGUGGAGCAGCUCUCACGCUCUGAAGACCACCUCCAUCUUCUCCAGAGUGUCCAGUCCCUGAACAUCCACCCUCCACCCACCAAGGACUGGACAGAGGUCAGCGUCCAUCCAUCAUAUGAGGGGACUGUGGUGAGAGCUGUGGCUCAGCUGGAGGAGACGCUCAGUAAAGAGAUGAAGAAGCUGUUUGAGUCUGAGCUGAAGAGGGUCCAGCAGUAUGCAGUGGAUGUGACUCUUGAUCCUGAUGCAGCACAUCCUAAACUCAUCCUGUCUGAUGAUGGGAAACAAGUGUAUGAUAGCAAUGUGGAGAAAAAUCUUCCAGACAAUCCAAAGAGAUUUGAUACUUGUGUUAAUGUCUUAGGAAAGCAGAGUUUCUCUUCCGGCAAAUUUUACUUUGAGGUUCAGGUUAAAGGAAAGACUGACUGGGAUCUAGGAGUGGCCAGAGAGUCGAUCAACAGGAAGGGAGACAUCACACUGAGACCUAAGAAGGGUAACUGGACUGUAGGGUUGAGAAAUGGAAAUGAGUACAAAGCUUAUUCUGGCCCGUCAGUCCGUCUCUCUCUGAAGUCUCGGCCUCAGAAGGUGGGGGUGUUUGUGGAUUAUGAGGAGGGUCUGGUCUCCUUUUAUGACGUAGAUGCUGCAGCUCUUAUCUACUCCUUUACUGGCUGCUGCUUCACUGACAAACUCUUACCAUUCUUCAGCCCCUGUGAUAAUGAUGGUGGUAAAAACUUUGCCCCUCUGAUCAUCUCUCCUGUCAGAGUAAACUAAUCACUUCUUAUUUCAUGUAGUGAUUUAUUUUUAUAAGGAAGGAACAAACGUACAUAUUUAGUGGCAACACUAAACUUUAAAUCAUAUUUUCUACAGAAUCUGUUUACUGUGGUGAUUGAUUUACACUUCAUCGUAAGAUGUUAUUAUAUGUAUCCCAUUACAGAGGCAACACAUUAAUUUGAUGCCUCCAUUUCUUCGACUCUGCAUCAUGACACGUGUGUCUAUUUAAACCUCUGUUAAACUCAGACCUUUAGUUUCUGCUGAUGAGCAGCGAUAGCAAAAUUAUUGCUGAAUAUUUCACUGUGUCAUAAAACUUAAUUUAAGAGUGAGGCCUAUUACAUGUAUAUAGUACAGAAUACAGUGUGUCACUGUUAUAUUGUGCAUAAAAGUUUAAUGGACAAAGUUAAUUAAUAGAUACUGAAAUUCUAUAGAUAUAGAUGUUAAACCACCUGUGACCUGUAGUAGAGCUACAGCCAAAGUCAUGGCAGGAGUUCCUUCUCUCUCUCUGUAAUUUACUGCCUGAGAAACAACACCUCCCACAUGUUGCUCCGUCACAGUGCUGAUCCUUCUGAACAGGAAACACCAGAGCUCCUCAGUCAAUCUAACGGGAGGCGGAGAUCUACGGUCAACCAAGUGCUUCGUAAUAAACUCUGAACUAUGCAAGAAUAACAUGGGACACACUGAAAUGCACAUGGUGUUUGGUUAGUGUGACACAUUUGUUAGCUUUGGAAAUGUGUACAGAAGUCACUCAGGAGGAGAGCUGACCUGGACAGCCUGAAACUUUUUGUUUUUAUAUUGAACUCCAACAGAUUUGAAAUUUGAAAGCCACUCAUUUUUAUUUGUAGUGAAACUGCAACACAGCCAUAAAUCUACUUUUUAAAAAGUCAAAACUCUGCUGUUUGUUGCUUUGCUGACUGGAUAGAG
This is a messenger RNA of Micropterus salmoides (largemouth bass), 2726 nucleotides long. Its product is annotated as E3 ubiquitin-protein ligase TRIM21-like. The transcript has 2 exons. Gene Ontology annotation, molecular function: zinc ion binding; protein binding. Bases 147 to 1802 code for a protein of 551 amino acids. The record is from RefSeq and is a predicted model, not a curated record. Lineage: Eukaryota; Metazoa; Chordata; Actinopteri; Centrarchiformes; Centrarchidae.